CGGCAAGUGGUGUGGACUGGGGAGUCCAGUUCAAUGUGGCGACAGCUACCGCAAUACAGUGAAAUUAUUUAAAGCAAGGAUUUAAAAUUGAAUUAAUCUGAUAUGCGUGAUGAACAAUUCGUCUAGGUCUGAGCAAGCAACUGCACAAAAUUCUGCGCUUCAAGCUGCACUUCAAAGGGCAGAGCAGGUGAAUAACAAGUUGAAAGCAGGACCGUUCACUGGAGUGAAGCGUCCUAGUAGUGACGAACUAACCUCGGGACUGAAUAUCAAGAAAUCAAACAUGGAAGGAAGUACUGAACAGAUCGCGGUUCCGGACAAGAUGGUAGGGAUGAUCAUAGGUAGGGGCGGAGAGCAGAUCACCCGCCUUCAGCAGGAUUCUAAUUGCAAAAUACAGAUGGCUCCUGAUAGCGGCGGCCAGAAUGUUCGUAUGUGCACAUUGACCGGAACUGACGAGGCGAUAGCACAGGCUAAAUCCAUGAUCGAUGGUAUAAUCGCCAAUGGCGGUGUCGGUGCUGGUGGCGGUGGUGGUGGUGGUGGAGGGGGAGGAAUGGGAGGAAUGGGUGGUAUGGGAGGUGGACAGGGGGGAUUAUUCGAAGUAAUGGUGCCUGGAAACAAGGUUGGGUUGAUUAUUGGUAAGGGUGGAGAAACCAUUAAGAUGCUUCAAGAACAGACCGGAGCCAAGGUUAUAAUUAUCCAGGAGAACUCGGAUCAUGCUGACCAGAAACCUCUCCGUAUCUCCGGUCCACCACACGCUGUUGAAGAUGCCAAGGCGAGGGUGAUGGAAUUGCUAAAUCAGAUGGAACCAAAUGGAUUUGGAGGUCGAGGUGGUGGUCGUGGAGGUCGUGGAAUGGGUAUGCGAGGGGGAUCUCCCCGAGGAGGAGGGUUUGGAGGACGAGGAAGAGGAAGAGGAGGAUGGCCUAGUGGACAUGAGGGUGGAGGAGAGACGGUUGACUAUGUUACUGUUUCCUCGGACAAGGUUGGUCUGGUUAUUGGUAAGGGCGGAGAAACUAUCAAGUCGAUAAACCAGGCAAGCGGAGCAUAUUGUGAGAUAGAUAAGCGCGCCCCGCCGGAUGCAGUUGAAAAGAACUUUGUUAUUCGUGGACCCCCAGAAUGUGUUGAGAAGGCCAAACAGAUGGUCUUAGAAAAGAUUGGUGCAGCUCCUGCUAGUGGAUAUGGAUCCUUCCCGGGACAAACCUUUGUACCUCCUGGUAGUGGUGGAGGCGGGGGUUACAAUCCGUCUCAAGGUGGUGGUUACAACCAGCCAGGUGCAGGAUAUGAUCCUCCGUCCAAUCCUUAUCAACCUCAGCCACCAGGUCCAGCAAUAAAUCCAGCCACCGGUCAACCUGAUUAUAGUUCACAGUGGGCAGAUUAUUAUAGAUCCCUUGGAAUGGUGAAGGAAGCAGAACUUAUCGAGCAGCAGGGAGGAGGAGCCCCGCAGCAAGCUGCUCCUGUAGUGCCGGCCCAAGCCCAGCAACAGCCGGACUACUCUGCGCAAUGGGCCGACUACUACCGGUCUAUUGGGAAGACGAAAGAGGCUGAGGCAAUAGAGGCGCAGAUGAGAUCAAAGCCUGGUCCUGCUCCGGGUGGAUUUGCUCCAGCCGCAGCUCAAUAUCCUGCACAACCUGGAUACCCGUCUGCUGCUGGAUACUUCCCUCCACAGAGUGGGUAUCCUGGUUAUGACUGAGAUAUCUGUUUUGCAUCUACUGGAGUAAACUGACACAUGAUGAUAUUUAAAAACCACAUGUUGAUGUAAACCUAGAAAGCAGACAGAAAUAUUCAUUGUACAGUAACUUUGUGUGUUUUCUGGAUAUCAUCCAUUCUCUUCAACCCUCAGCCGAAGCCAGGGAAACGCUCUGAACUAUUCUCCGAUAUCUGAACCUUACUGGCCAUUCUACGCCUGUCGAGGAUUUAUUAUGUUUUCAGGGUUGAAAUAUAUGUUUCAUUUUCCA
Eurytemora carolleeae is the source of this 1949-nucleotide messenger RNA. Its product is annotated as far upstream element-binding protein 2. The transcript is spliced from 9 exons. Gene Ontology annotation, molecular function: mRNA binding. The record is from RefSeq and is a predicted model, not a curated record. The coding region runs from base 110 to 1684 and encodes 524 amino acids. Lineage: Eukaryota; Metazoa; Arthropoda; Copepoda; Calanoida; Temoridae. Gene Ontology annotation, biological process: regulation of DNA-templated transcription. Gene Ontology annotation, cellular component: cytoplasm; nucleus.